Molecule: messenger RNA, 720 nt
Organism: Laccaria bicolor S238N-H82
Lineage: Eukaryota; Fungi; Basidiomycota; Agaricomycetes; Agaricales; Hydnangiaceae
Product: histone acetyltransferase, MYST superfamily
Exons: 4
Coding region: 1-720 (239 amino acids)
Biological process (GO): regulation of DNA-templated transcription
Molecular function (GO): histone acetyltransferase activity
Source: RefSeq, a predicted model, not a curated record
AUGGCCUCGACUCCCAUAGGCCCCUCAGCAUCCCCAGGUCCAUCUACGCCUGGUGGGCCUCUCGCCAAGAUAGAUCCUGCUCUCCUCCGAAUCCGCACUAUUAGGUUUGGACAGUACGACAUAAAGACAUGGUAUGACGCCCCGUUCCCGGAAGAAUACGCAUCUAUUCCAGAUGGUCGCCUUUGGAUCUGUGAAUUUUGUCUUAAGUACAUGAAGAGCCGAUUUGGAGCAGGCAGACACCGGAUGAAAUGCAAGGCCCGCCAUCCACCCGGUGACGAGAUAUAUCGAGACGGUGCGAUUUCCAUUUUUGAAGUCGACGGUCGCAGAAACAAAAUUUAUUGCCAGAAUUUAUGUCUUUUGUCAAAAAUGUUUUUGGAUCACAAAUCCCUCUUUUAUGACGUCGAACCAUUUCUAUUCUACGUUAUCACGGAGGUGGACGACUUUGGCGCACGGUUCGUUGGCUACUUCAGCAAGGAAAAGCGCAGUCCCAAGGAUUACAACGUCAGUUGCAUCAUGACUCUCCCUGUGCGACAAAGACAAGGUUGGGGAAACCUCCUGAUCGAUUUUAGCUAUCUCCUCUCCAAAAAGGAGCAGAGGUUAGGAUCACCUGAAAAGCCUCUUUCAAGUCUGGGUGCUUUGGGUUACAAGAAUUACUGGACGCUGGCAGUGUACCGUUAUCUCGAGUCAGCACCAGAGAAGAUCCGACUAGAAGGCAAGUAA